Molecule: messenger RNA, 1155 nt
Organism: Coffea eugenioides
Lineage: Eukaryota; Viridiplantae; Streptophyta; Magnoliopsida; Gentianales; Rubiaceae
Product: transcription factor MYB16-like
Exons: 3
Coding region: 1-1155 (384 amino acids)
Source: RefSeq, a predicted model, not a curated record
AUGGGAAGAUCACCAUGCUGCGACAAAGUUGGGUUGAAGAAAGGAACGUGGACAGCCGAGGAAGACCAAAAGCUCUUGACUUACAUCGAACGACAUGGCCAUGGAAGUUGGCGAGCCCUCCCAUCAAAAGCUGGGCUUCAAAGAUGUGGCAAGAGCUGUAGACUUAGGUGGACAAAUUAUCUGAGGCCUGAUAUCAAGAGAGGAAAAUUCAGUUUGCAAGAAGAACAGACCAUUAUCCAACUCCAUGCACUUCUUGGAAACCGAUGGUCAGCCAUAGCAGCUCAUCUGCCGAAGCGAACAGACAACGAGAUAAAGAACUACUGGAACACACAUCUGAAGAAGAGACUAACCAAGAUGGGCAUCGAUCCAGCAACUCAUAAGCCAAAAACCAACGCCUUUGGCUGCAGCCAACAAAAGGAUGCCGCGAACCUUAGUCACAUGGCUCAAUGGGAAAGUGCUCGUCUUGAAGCCGAAGCUAGACUUGUUCGCGAAUCAAAACUCUUGUCCUCCAUUCCUUAUCCAACUAAACCCUCGUUCCAACCACCAUGCCUUGAUAUACUAAAAGUAUGGCAAGCAACAUGGACGACAACAAAGAACGUUACUAGUACUAAUGGUUUUUUCACCUCUAACGGAAACCUUCAAUCUCCAAACUCUACCUUAAACUUCUCGGACAACAUGCUCCCUGUUCCUCGUACCAAUGCUGGUUUUGGUGCAAAUGUAGCUUUUCCAGUCAUGGAGUAUGUCGAAAACUCGAAGCAACAGGUAGAUUCUGGGACAAUGACAAAACAAACUGUCCCAAAUAGCUGGAAGCCUCUAGGGAAACUAAAUCAACACGAUCACCAGGUGGAGGUUGGGGAAAGAAUGGACAUGGAGGUGAUGGAUAACGCAAUACAGCUUGACGAUAAUGACAAUAUUGAAUACCCUAACCCUGAUGAUGCUGGAUACAUUGCAGAAAACUCUUUAAGGCAUCAGAGUUUCAUGGAAGGCUUUGCCAGCAUUCUAUCGGAUGAUGGCAAUAACUCCACCAGCCCUAUUGGACCCUGUUACAAUCUUGACAAUAGCAGCUGUGGUGGUGAUCUUGAAGACAACAGAAAAUAUUGGAAUAAUAUCCUCGACAAUGUGGUUACUUUCACGUCUGGUUCACCAAUUUUCUAA